Messenger RNA from Danio rerio (zebrafish), 2631 nucleotides. The record is from RefSeq and is a predicted model, not a curated record. NCBI's taxonomy places the organism in Eukaryota, Metazoa, Chordata, Actinopteri, Cypriniformes, Danionidae.
CUCUGAAGCUCCGCCCCCUGGAGAACCACCCUCUGUUUGUCUGAUCCGGUAGCGGAACAUCGACGCUGAAGACGCGGAUCGGUGUCGGUUUUCGGUCGGUUCGGGAUCACCAUGCAGACCGGGCAGCUGGAGAAAAGCGGCUCGCUGAGGAAACGCACUCUGUCCCGGGGAAUGAGCGAGGAUGAGUCCCUCCGACACAUCAUCAGAGAGGCAGAAGAGUCGAGCAGACACCUGUCCCGCAGUGACAGCAGAUACGGCUCUCUAAAACGAGGACAGACCCGCGAGAGCCUGAGUGAAGACGAUGUGCUUUCUGAAAACAUAGAGCUGGAGGAGCUGCGGGCUCUGGCGCUGCAGCAGGAGGCUCUGCUCUUCCAGGUCGACUGUCUUCAAGAUGCUCUGGAGGGAACAGAGGAGAUGCUGGCGGAGGCGCAGAGAGAGACACAGCGCAGCAACACGGAGCUGGAGCGUGAGAGAGCUGUGCGGCGGAGGCUGGAGCUGGAGCUGAUCUCAUUACAGCAGGAGCUGGAGAGACUGCGAGAGGAGCGAAGCGCUGAGCAGCUUCAGAAACCCUCGACCCCUGUGUGGCUCCAGGCGGCUCCGCAGGGCUCAUCAGUGGACCGGGACGAGCCUCUGAACAGCAGCCGCUCGGUGGUGGACGGAGAUCCUGAUAAUGAGGAGAGCAGCGGGUACGAGGACGCACCGUCAGAGUUCACCGCCACUCCAGACAGAGACCCUCUGGACACCGAAGAAGACCCGGAGAAUACCCCGAGCAGCGGCCCCAAUCCCGGAGACUCCUGCGCUCUCUGCUGAGUCACACACAGCCCAGCCGCUGUCUGGAACUACUGUCAGCUCACAACACGCUACACUGUUCACACACACCGCUGCUCACGCGGCUCAGAGGAUCUGCUCGUACUGACCGAUUUAAUUCAUCUCUAUAGUAUGAAGUCUGUAAUGACCAACAUCUGCCCCUGAACCCUGCCCACACCAGAGACAUGACACCCCCCCCAUCAGAUCAUGCUAUCAGCACCGUAUUUGAAUGGUUCUGGGAUUGGGGUUAGGGAUUAGGUAGGUUAGGCCAAUAUUACAGCUUCACAUCACACUACUCCACAUCAACAUUUACACUGGCAGCAUAUUCAAUCAUCAAAAUGUGCUGCCUACUUUAUAAAUCUGACAAGGCAGGAGAAAUCCUGCAAACGCUAUAUCCCUACAGCACGCUCACUGGACUGAACCACUCCUCUCUCUAAUGCAUACAGUAGAUGCAGACGCCUGAUGUACAGCGGGAACACAGCUUCUGUUCAUGAGUGAUGAGUUCAUCAGCUUUACUGAGAGACUCUGGAGAAAUCCGCACAUCUCUGCUCAUUAUUCCAUCUGCUUUAUUACUACUAGUGUGUGUUACAGGGAUGUUCAGCGUGUUAUUAAACACGAGCUGUUACUCAUGAUCACGACUUAAACCUUGAGUCUGUGUCUCUGAGGGACCAACACAUCAUCUAUUGUCUUGAGAACAGUAGAGGAGAGGAGAGGAGAGGAGAGGAGAGGAGAGGAGAGGGUUUCUCUGCUGUGCCAGUAGAAUAUCUCAUCUAGCGUCUCAUUCUAAAACAUCCUUCACACGCAGCCUCACUGAAUCUGUGUAGUAAGUGCUUAUGAAUGAACAUUUGACACUGGAACAUGUGAAGCAUCUGAUUUCCCCACACUUCUGCACAGUUUAUACUCAUGCUGGAUGACUACGAUUAUGUAGGAGAUGUUUUAUAUUGCUGUUUUUACAUACAGAAGCUCUGUUGGCUCUAAUAAUCUCACACUUUAGAUUUUGUAGAAGCGAUCAAUCAAUCAAUCAAUCAAUCAAUCAAUCAAUCAAUCAAUCAAUCAAUCAAUCAAUCAAUCAAUCAAUCAAUCAAUCAAUCAAUCAAUCAAUCAGUCAGUCUGUCUGUCUGUCUAUCUAUCAGUCAGUCAGUGAGCUUCUAUAAGUCAGAUCCUGAGUGUGAAGUCUUUAAACACUGAUUUCUGAUUUGUCAUGACCGUAAUCAGCUGUCAGACCCGCCGGCAGUUCUCAAUCUUGCAAUUGCUGAAUUUAUUGUAAAAUCUCACACUUUUUGUCUAUUUCUACAGAUUUCCUGCAUAUUUUGGGUGGUCAGCAGGACGCUGUUCACAUUUCUCUCUCUCUACAACACGCCAUCAGCACAGUGUUACGUACAAAAACACAAGCACAUAAGAUAUUUGGAAUAUUAAUCUGAAAAAAGCCAUAAAAUUGGCUGCAAAUUUCCUAAAAUCUGCCCACAUCAUCUGCCGUUUUCAGAGUAGGAUUGAGAGAUUUUGCUGGAGGGUCUGACUGCUGCUGUUCAUGAGGAGUGAUGGAGCGUCUUCAGCUCUCAGGUCAACACUUGAGCGUUUGUUUACUUCUGCUUUUGUAUUGUGUGAUUGUGGAAGGGGAUUAGAUCUGUUAGUUCUCGCGGGGGAUGAUGGGAAGCUUCUGUUCUGUGUUCAGUGAACGUGUUUUAAUGCGUAUGAAAUGAUUAUUGGUUUUAUUAAUGGAUGUCAGCAGAUUGUGAGGUCAGAGCUCAUGCUCAACGUGUGAUUUGUAUGAUCAUCUUCUGUUCAUAUCCAGGAAUGUCUGAUCUAAUAAAUGAUUGCUUUACA